CAUGGCGUCGUCGCCGUCUUGGCCUGUUCCAGAAGCCCGCGGCCACGGAAAUAGACGCGGCGGGCACAUGGCCAGGGGUAAAGGAACUACUUCCCAGCCACUGCCACCGCCGCCGCAGCAGCAGCAGCAGCAGCAGCAAUCCGUACCCGAAAUUGGCGGCGGCAAUGGUUCCGGUUCUGACGUUGGCGUGAAUACCGGCACCGGCACCGGCACCGGCAGGCAUCGGCACCAGCGCCCUCUUCCUUGGGCAGAUGCAGCUGCACCCGUCACUAUCGCCCGCGUUGUCGAGCGCGGCGACAGUAAUAAUAGUCUUGAUAGAAAUGACGUGCGGUCAAGCAGCGGCACCAUUGUCGUCGCCGAUGCCGGCAACAGCAACAGCACCAGCACCAGCGGCUUGGGGGUGCAUGGUCGACAGGCGCGCCUACGGGGACGCCGACACCGAGACGACCACCGAGACGACCACCGAGACGAUGAUUAUGAUGACGACGACGGCGGCCAAGGUAAUGGUGGUGACGAAAAUGAGAAUGGCGAAUACAGCGACGACGACGAUGAGGACGAUGAGGAUGACGAUGACUACGAUGAACGCCGCGCAAAACGGCGAAGUAGGCUCGGCCCGCUGCCGCCCGGCGCCUCUUCUUCCUUCCGCAGCGGCAGUGGCGGCAGCAGCUGGCUGCACCCGAGCGGCGUGAGUGCCGGUGCGACGGCGAGUGCGAGUCCGAGCAGCACGAGUCCAAGCACGGCGGCUGCCGCCCCGACGCCGCCCCCUCCGCCGCCGCCGCCACCGCCCCACGACAUCAGCGCAGGUGCCGACGCCGGCUCGGUCGGCAGCGGCAGCAGGAAGCGCAAGACGGGCCCGGUGUCGCGCGGCGUCGCCAAGCUGACGCCCGAGCAGCUGGCUAAGAAGCGGGCGAACGACCGCGAGGCCCAGCGCGCCAUCCGCGAGCGCCAGCGGCUGCGCAACGAACAGUACGAGCGCGAGAUCCACGAGCUCAAGUCGCAGCAGCCCUACCAGGAGCUGCAGAAGGCGCUCGGCCAAAAAGCCACCGCCGAGGCCGACCUGGCCAACAUCAAGCGCGUGCUGGCCUCGGUCGUCGCUAUGGUCCAGCCCCUGCUCGCCGACCGUCCUCUGGGAGGCGACCAGCCCCUGGACCUCCCUACGUUUCCCAACCCGCCCUACUUCUCUGGGCAGCACCAGCAACAGCAGCAGCAGCAAGCACCGCCACUCCCACUGCCACUUCCUUUACCGCCGCCGCCGUCUCUGACUGUCAGGUCCGUCCCUACCAGUGCCGCCUCUCCGGACUCGGUAGGAUGGCAACAUAUCAGCCUCUCGCCCGUGGGGCCGCCCCUGACGACGGCAGAAUCCCACCCACCCCCGCAGGCCCUCGGGCUGGGCCCGCAGCGGCAAGACGUUGCUUAUGGCGCAGACAUGGGCCAGAACCGGCUCGGCCUCGACUUCCUUCUAAGCCCCUCGCAAAAGAUUGUCCGCAUCGACAGCUACAGCAACGGUGCCCAGGACUCGCCUGGACAGUACUGCCACGUCCCCAUGAAGCACGACUGGAUGGACGCCAGGUCGACCAUGGCCCAGCUGUUUGGGGCAAGUGGCAGCAGCAGCGGUGGAGGCAGUACUGGCGGCGCCAACUACCCACCCAACGUAUCCGGCGCGCCGCCGCCUCCGAACGAACCCCGGUUUCCAGGGGAGCCGCCGCUGCCAACGUGCCUCGUACCGCACGUUGCCGUCCACCCCAGCAACACGGCCAGCAGCUGCGACGGCGAAGACGGCGACGUCGACCACGAGACCUUCUCGUGCGCCACGCGGCUCGCAAACUGCAGCCCGACGUGCCCGCUCGACAGCCUGCUGCUCGACUUCGUGGCGGAGCGGCGGCAGCGCACGGCCGAGGGCCUGCCCGAGCACGAGAUCGCCGGGCCGCGGUACCCGUCCGUGUCAUCGCUGCUCAACCCGGCGCACAGCGUGCACUCGCACCCCAUGUCCAAGGUGUACACGGACAUCCUGGCGCUGUUCCCGCACAUCCUGGGCCUGCCCGAGCGCGUCGCCAUGCUGUACUCGCAGUUCCUGCUGAUGCGGUGGCGCGUCAGCCCCACGCGCGCAAACUACCUGCGCCUGCCCGAGUGGCUGCGCCCUUUACCCGCCCAGCUGAGUCCCGCCCACCCCCACCCCAUCUGGGUCGACAACAUCCCGUGGCCGGGCAUGCGCCACCGCGUCGUCGUCGCCUACAAGCCCGGCGAGUUCUCAUUCGACGACUUCUUCAUCCCCUACGACACCACGCUGAGCCUUAACUGGCCGUACGAGGACGCCGACGUGCUGUUCGUCUACUCGCCCGGCAGUAACCCGAACCCAAAGUCCGACAGUGGCAACAGCCCCGCCGCCGCCGCCACUGGCGACAGCGACUCCGGCAGCGCCCUCGGCCCCCGAGACGAGCUGAUGAUCAACCCCGUCUUCGAGCGGCACCUGCGCCGCAUCGAGAACUGGACCCUCGGCGACAUGUUCGCGCGGGCUUUUCCUGACCUCGGGGGCACGUACAACCUCAAGAGCGAGAGCCGCGGCGGCCAGCUGGUCAUGGCGGCGCCCAUGUGAGAACUUUGUCGUUGCCCGGGGUACGGAUAAGGAAGGGGUAGAUGGAGUUUGUAUGUGUGGCUUAUAGAUAGAUAGAUAAAAGCGGUGUGUGUGUAGAAUAUUAAGGGUGAACAAACAAGGUCUAGUUGGGUGUUGGGUUGCGAAAUUCUGGUGAAGGGUUAAAUACCCAUCUUAUACCCCUUAAAAAAAAUACUUGGCGUAUCCUGUUCAGUGGGACAGGGAAAACCGAAACUGAAACUGAACUGCCCACCAAAGGAACAAAAUCCACUUUCGAGUCUGUCAUUUCUUUCCCGUUUUGGAAACAUAAUUAUUUCAGCUAAACGAAGCCACCAUCAGCUCUCGAGCUCGCCAUAAGGUAUCGUACAGUACGUAGGUAGCGGAGAGCUUGUAGUUAACAUGUAAGGAAACGAGACGACUUUCGAGCGUAGCGAGGAGCCCGCCGCAGGCGCCCCCGGAGGGCC
Molecule: messenger RNA, 3054 nt
Organism: Lasiosphaeria miniovina
Lineage: Eukaryota; Fungi; Ascomycota; Sordariomycetes; Sordariales; Lasiosphaeriaceae
Exons: 3
Source: RefSeq, a predicted model, not a curated record